UCUCCAGAGGAUCAAUGAUGUCUGUCCUGCAGAUCCGCCGCUCCGAGAAGGACAUCUUACAGAGCAGAGCAGCGGAGAUACAGCGGGAGAUUCAGCUGGGUGAGAGAAAGAUCUUCAGUGAGGUGCUGGAUCUGUCUUCAGGAGAUCUCCACGCUGGAGGAAUAAAGCCCAUCACCUUUGUUCGACAGGUUCUGGCUGCUUGCUCAUAUCCAGCUCUUCUGGAGGACCAGAGUCUGCCUUCAGAUGUCCGGCGGAGAGCUGAAGAUCUGCUCAAAGAAUGUGAAGGUGGAAGUGUGGGCUCGUAUUCGGAAUCCUCUGGAAUGGUCAAAAUCAGAGAGUGUGUGUGUGAGUUCAUCAGCAGACGAGAUGGAGGAGUUUCUUCCUCACCGGACAACAUCUUCAUCUCAACUGGCUCUCAGACGGCCCUCAUGAAGCUGCUGACUGUGCUGAUCCGCCCGGAGGACUCGUGUCGGACCGGUGUUCUUGUCCCAGAGCCCGGUUACGCCACCUUCAGGCUGGCCCUGCAGGCGCAGCGGGCCGCUAUCAUCCCGUACCAGCUGUGUGAAGAUCAGGGUUGGACACUGCACAUCCAGGAGCUGCGCAGAGCCCUGCAGGGCGCCACACACACCUGCACACCUGCUGCUAUCUACAUCUGCAACCCCGGAAACCCCACAGGUCACAUACAGAGCAGGACGUCUAUAGAAGAAGUGAUCCGCUUUGCUGCAGAAGAAAAGCUCUUCAUACUGGCGGAUGAGGUGUACCAGGACUGUGUGUUUGCAGACGAUGCUGAGUUUGUUUCCUAUAAGAAGGUGUUAUCAGAGAUGGAGUCUCCUAUCAGCAGCACUGUAGAGCUGGCCUCCUUUCACUCAGCAUCCAAGGGCUUCAUGGGAGAAUGUGGUCUUCGUGGAGGUUAUGUGGAGCUGGUGAACGUGGAUCCGGCGGUGCAGAAAUAUAUUCAGACUCUUUUCUCCACUCGCUCCUGUCCUCCUGUUCCUGGACAAAUCGCACUCCAGCUCAUGGCGGAUCCUCCCAAACCUGGAGAUCCUUCAUUCCCUGCAUUCACUAAGGAGGUUCAGUCCAUCAGACAUGUUGUGUGCAGAAACGUGCGGCAGAUUCAGGAGGUGUGCAGGGAGCUGCCGGGAGUGCGCUGUCAGCCGCUGAAGGCCGGCUUUUUUGUCUACCCGCGUCUCCAGAUCCCUCCAAAGGCAAUAAAAUGGGCAAAGGAGCACCAGAUGAAGGCAGAUAUGCUGUACUGCAUGCGUCUGCUGGAGGAAGAAGGUCUGCAUGUGAGACCCGGCUGUGAAUAUGGGCAGGCAGAAGACACCUACCACAUCAGGCUGUUUGUGGGAACUCAAGCGGACACCAUGGAGGCCGCUCUGCAGAGACUGAAGACCUUCCAUACACGCUUCCUGGAGGACUUCUCCUAAAUUAAAUGAACACCAGUUCAGAUGAUGAGACUGCUUUCAAAAUCAAAUCAAAUAUGCAUACAGAUGAAGACUGAAGUAAUAAUAAAUAUUUAAAAUUUUCAGAUACUUCCCAUAGUCAGAAACAGCACUGCUAUCAUGCUUUCCUUACUCAGAGUGUGUCUUGUUUCUAAUCCAAAUAUCUGAAAGCUCUUAAAUCAGUCAGCAUUUUCUAGACAAGCACAGAAUCUAGUGUUGUUUUCAGAAUAAUGAGUCAAAAUGAAGAGAGAUUUACAUUAAAACAAGCAAAUCUUGACAAAGAGGGAAGCAAAAUAAUGUUGUUUUUCAUUUUGACAUAAGAUUUUACUCCGCUUCCCCCACUGUCAGAUUAUUUUGCUUGUUUUAAUGAAAAACUCUCUUCAUUUUCACUCAUUAUUUCCCAAAAAAGACUAUAUUGUUGAAGAAAUUCCCCAUUAAACAGCCCUCGGGGAAUAUUUGAAGAUGAAUGAAACUGUCCCAUGAGGGCUGAGAUAGACGAUGAAGAACAUUUGGCUUCAGACUAGAAUAUAAUAGAUUAGAAUGCUUUAUCAAUGUUUUCAAGCAGAGCAAUAACAGUAUAAUGCUGUUUUAUCUGGAAUUAAUUAAUUAAGACUUGAUUUGAGGGGGGGAAUCAUGUUGAUCCUACAGUUUGGCAUGAUUUACAGGAAACAGUGUAAAUGAGUGGAUAAUGAGUUUAUUGUCAGGCAUAUUAAAAUGAAGAGAUAUUUGAUGACAUAUUAAAAGGAUCGCCGUUUGGCCAUUAAUUGAUCAUUUCUGCUCAUCUGAAAUCUUCAAACUUCACUGCUGUGGUAAUAUUUUCCAAAAUGAAAUAGAAAAGUGACAUGGAAAUAUAUACACGCUCUUUAUCUUCGGGUAAAUUAUUUAAUUAUGUAAAAAAAAGAUAAUAAAGCUUAUUUUCAGCAUUUCAGUCAUUAAAAACUUGCAUUUCGUUUACUUUUGGGAAACAUUUAUAUAUUAUUUUAGAAUAUUCUCAUCAAAUUAAUUUUUUAUUUGCCUUUUUGUAUCUUAAUUGUUAUUAUUAUUUUAUGGAAACCUGCCUUGGGAUUUUUAAUUUUACAUAUAAUGUAACAUAUAAAGUCUUCAAAGGUCACUGGUUCGAGUCCCCGCUGGGUCAGUGAGACCUAGUGCAGUGCAAUCUGAGCUGCAUCCAAUGCUUUUUAAUGCGCUCACCUAACCCCAGCCAUCACAUUGCUUUUAUUUGUGUCUGACAUUGCAUCACUGAGUGUUGCAGUCUCAGCUUGCAUCAUAAAGGCUGAAUCCAGAUACCAUUGGGAUCAGUUGGUGUUUCUGUGUGGAGUUUGCAUGUUCUCCUCGUGUUGGCGUGGGUUUCCUCCGGGUGCUCCGGUUUCCCCCACAGUCCAAACACAUGGGCUAUAGGGUAAUUGAUCAACUAAACUGGCCACUGUGUGUGUAUGUGCAGUGGUGUUUCCCAGUGAUGGGUUGCAGCUGGAAGGACAUCCUCUGUGUAAAACACAUGCUGGGUAUGUUGGUGGUUCAUUCUGCUGUGGUGACCCUUGUUAAUAAAGGGACUAAGCCGAAAAGUAAAUGAAUGAAUGAAUGAAUAAAUAUUUGGAUGACUUAUAAGUAAGCCCACACAGAAUCUGUGCGCAGAUCUGCAGAUUUUUAGCCCAUCUUUGAGCCCACGGAUUUACUUGUGUAAAUGUGUGUACAUUUAUAUUUAUUCAGUUUUUAAAUUAAUUUCACUAAUAUUAUUGUGAUAUAAUAAUA
Molecule: messenger RNA, 3191 nt
Organism: Danio aesculapii
Lineage: Eukaryota; Metazoa; Chordata; Actinopteri; Cypriniformes; Danionidae
Product: alanine aminotransferase 2-like
Exons: 11
Coding region: 15-1427 (470 amino acids)
Biological process (GO): biosynthetic process
Molecular function (GO): L-alanine:2-oxoglutarate transaminase activity; pyridoxal phosphate binding
Source: RefSeq, a predicted model, not a curated record